Paramecium pentaurelia is the source of this 4354-nucleotide messenger RNA. The record is from the annotation of a GenBank genome assembly. NCBI's taxonomy places the organism in Eukaryota, Ciliophora, Oligohymenophorea, Peniculida, Parameciidae.
AUGUAAAUUUUAAGUACAGAAAAUAGUAUUUUAAAAAUUUCAAAUGAUAUUGAUGAUUAUGAGGAUGAAGAAUUAAUAUUAACCAUUUUAAAUAUUAGUUAAGAAGAAUAUUAGAAUACAUUAGUUAAAUUAAAAGGAUAUGGAUCAAAAUAAUUAUGUGCAAAAACUAUUGAAGAAUCAGAAAUGUUUUACUAAUGUUUUGAUUGCUGCAAAGAUCCUAGUCAUGCUAUUUGUAAAGAGUGCCUUAUUCCUGAAAUUCAUAAAAGUUAAUUGAAAAUUAUUAUGUUAGAUCAUGCUGUCUUUUUUGAAUAAAAUCAAUCUGAAAUGCCAGGAUUUUGCGAUUGUGGUGAUACAAUUACUUUUGAUACCAAUUCAAUGUGUUCUAAACAUAAUCAUUGUUACAUAACGUUUAAGAUUGAUCAACUAGGUUGUAAAUAAAAUAAUAGAUAUUAGAUGAUCGAAUUAUUAAAAAUUAUGAAUAAUUUUUAAUGAUUUCUUUUGGAUUAUUAUAGAAGAAAUUAGAAUAAAUAGUUGAUUAUCCUGCUGAUCUAUUAGAAAAUAUAGAAAAUAUAAUAGAAAGUUUUAACAAUGAUAUUUUAAAGAAUAAUUUUAAUUCUAAUAGAGAUCAUUUCUAAUUUAUUAAAAAUUCUAUGAAUUAAGCAAAAUAAAUUCAUAAAUUAAUAUUGAGAUGCUUAGAAAUUAUAACAACUGAUAAUAUUGUCUGGAGUUAAUUAACAGCUAAAAUUUUAAAGUAAGAAAUUAAAUAUUAAAUAAAUGAUUAAGAGAUUGGAUCAACUUCACUUUUGGAAUAUUAUCUUAAAUAAAGUGCACAUUUAGUUGGAUCACUCUAAUUUGAAAAGGAUAUUUCAACAUUUUUUCCUCUUUUUUUUUAAGAGGAUGAAUUUCGAACACAUCUUGUUAAAGUUGUGAUCUAGAACUUUUCAAAAUUGUAUCUUCUCAUUAAUUCCUACAAAUUAAUUAAUAUUAAUAAUGAAGAAUUCUAUUUUUAAAUAUAUAAGGGAAGUAAUGAUUAAAAGUUAGCUGUUUUAAUUGAACAAAUACUUGCAUGUAGCCAAAUAAAAUAAACUAUAUUUGAGAAUAUAAUAAUUAAAAGUACAAUCGCAGAAAAGUUUUAUAGUUUUAUCUCGAGAGGCUACAUUGAAAUUCUAAAGUUAUACUAAAAUAUCAGAAAUCCAAUAUGCUAUAAUCUAUUUGAUGAUAUCUCAGAUCUGCUCUUAAAAAUGUAUAAAAUAAUAAAUAAUUUAGUCCAUUAACAAACUAAACGUCUUUAGAAAUAUCUCAUAGUAUUUGUUAUUUUUUAGAAUUGAUGAGGAAAUGCAAAUCAAGUCUUUAAGGAUUAGUUAAUUAGAUUUAUGAAAUUCUUUCAAUAGAUGUUCACUCCUUUUAAUCUCAAAUAUUCAAUCCAAAUUCAUAAGGGUUUUAGAAAUUAUUAAAUUAAUCUUUAUUGAUUUAUAUAUUAACUAGGAGAAAUCCAUGUGAGCAAAAGAAGAAUUUAAAUUUAGAAUAACAACUAGGUGAAGAGAAUGAAUAAUCACUAAAUUGCUUAUUAAUUCUGUUAUUAUAAAAUUUAUCCUCAUUUAGAUGUGACUUAAAAUCCAUGGUAUUGGCUAUUGGUCAUGUAGGUUCAAAUGAAGUUUAAAACAUAUUUAGAAUAAUCUUACAUUAUUUCCUUAACAGUUUAGUAACUGUAUUCAAUUAAAAAUAUUAAUCUCAACUGCAAUUAAUCAUUUCUAAUAUAGUCUUAAGCGAUAGAAAUUUCAUAACUGUGUUAGCAAUAUACUUAAUGAAUUUUUCAAAUUCUAAAGAAGCUUAUGAUAACAUCCUACAGAUUAGUGGAUAAACAGAUUAAUAGUUAAAAUUAAUUAUGAGUUCUAUCUUAAAAAGAGCCAUUUUAAAUUAUCAGAUUUUUUCAGAUUAUGAUUACUACUUAGGGAAAUAAGACAUUUUAAAGGAAUUAGAUGAUGAAGUAUCUCUUUAAAAGGUUGAUAUAGCUUAUAUCUAAAUUUAUGCUUUUCUAUUUUAAGAAUAGGGAAUCAAUGAUAUUGUUUAGUAUUAUAUUGAAAUCUCAUCUCAUCUUAAUUAAAAUGAAAAUUCUACUUUGUUAAUUUGUACAAUAGCUUAAACUGAUAAUGAUUUAAUAUAAUGUGUUGGAAACAUUUUAGGAAAUUAAUUAACUGUAUAAGUAUAAAAAGGAUUGCAUAAAUUAUUUUAAACAAUAUUUUAUUCUUAAACUUUUUAUUAAUUGAAUGAAAUGAAAAGUAUACUUAAAUCAUUUAGUAAUGAAAAUUAUACAGAUUUUGAAACAUUUAUUUUGAGUUGUUGUGAAAUGAAUUAAGAUAAUGGAUAAUUAUAAUUAAAAAAAGAAGUUAAAUUAUCUAUUUAUGAACCAAUUUAUGCCUAAUAAAAUGAAUAGAUUAAAGAAAAAAUUAAUGAUAAAUUAUAAAUGUAGAAUGAUAAAUAUGUUGAAUUGUUUGGAUCAUCAUUAUAAUAUGAAUUAUAAUAUUAUAAUACAGAUAAAUCAACUCUUACUAAUAUUAGAUAUGAAAUACUUAAAGCAAUAUCACUUGAUAAUUAAUAGUAUUUACUUGAGAGAAUUCUAAAAGAUUUAGAAGAUGUUUUUUAAUAAGAAAUUGAUUUUGAUAUCAGAGUAGAAUAAUCAAUUAAGAUUUUAUAGGACAAUGCAGUAUAUAUUAAUUUGUUAAUUUUAUUGAAUUCAUUUUUUAAGACCUAAAAUAUUAUGAUUAAAAAUAGAUUGGAUAAAAUAUAACAUUAUAGCUAAACAAUUUUAUCAAGUUAAAAAAUAAAUCAUACUUAAGAGUGCUUUUUCUAAGUCUAUUGCUAAAGAUUAGAAAAUUAAAGUAUAAUUUAAAAAUUGGAUGAAAUUGAUCAUUAAAAAUAAUAAUCUAAAUCUGAAAAAAACUAAAUACAUAAAUUAUAAUUACAAUAAAAAUUCAAUUAAAUGAAGAAUAACUUUAAUAGCAAGAUUAUUAUUAAUAAAUAACUCAUAGAAGAUAAUGAUGAAAAAUGUUUAUUAUGUAAAUUACCAUUUGAAAAAGAGGAUCUUUAAUACAUACCAAUAUUAAUUUAAUACACAAAUGUCUAUUAAUAUUUAAAUAUUUUUUAAUUGUAACCUACUUAAGAAAUCAAAAUUUUAUCUGUGCAUGUUUCAAAUUGUAAUCAUAUUUUUCAUUCUGAUUGUUUGAAACAAUAAAUCAAUUCUCUAAACCAAAAGGAUCAAAAAUGUUUUUAAUGCCCUUUAUGCUAUUCUCCUUAUAAUUUUAUGUUACCAAAUUCUUAUAACAUGUAAAAUAUAGAAACUUUAGAUUUUGAAUUUCCAAUGGAUAUUUUCUAAGAAUCAAUUUUUGACAACUUUUUAGAAAUUUUUGUGGAAAAAUUUUCAACUUAGGAAUAUAAUUUUUAUUCAUUUCUCGAUGAAAUUUUAUCCUAAAUAUUAUGUAAUUUAACAUUCUAAUUGUUAAGUGACUUAGAGAAUUUUGUUUUAAAGAAUCAACAUUUUUUUAUAUAAAAAAUUAUAAAUUUGAUGAGAUUGUUAUAUAAAUAGUUGGAUUCUAAUCUAAUUGAAAAAAUUAAAUUAAAUGAAACAGAAAUUUUAUUUCAAAUUUUAAAAUUAAUUUAAACACAUAUGAUAAAAGAGCAGAAUAUUAAUAAUUUUUAGUCUAACCUUUCAAUAUUACUAAAUCAAAAUAUUGAAUUGGCUUAAGCAAUAUUUGAAGUAUUGACAUAAAGAAAAAUCAAUAAAUAUAUUAAUAAUAAAUUAUUACCUUAUGACAUCUAAGUAAUUAAGGAUUUAUUCAAAAAAGAAAGAUUAAAUUUUUUAACAAAUAAUUUUAGUUCAUUUUUAAGUAAGAAUUACUUACUUCCUUGUUAAAAGAAAAAUUGCUAAUUUCCUAAAUUGAAAUUGUAGACUAAAUAUCAAGAAUAAUAUAUUUGCCUUAUAUGUUUCAAAAAAAUGUGUCCAAAAUUUUGCGGAAAAUAUAUACAAGUAAUUAUAAAAUAAUUUAAAUUUAAGGGCGAUCUCGGAAAUUUAUAAAGACACUCUCAGAAAAAACACUUAAGAAAAUGUGUAUUUCUUGGUGUUGAAAAAAGUUAAGUUUUAUUAAUAUUUUCCACUUCUUAUUUUUUUAUAAACAAUACUUUAUUUAUAAAUAAAAUAGGAGAUUCCCCUAUCAAAGGCCCGUAUCCAUUAUAACAUUAUCAGAAAUUUUAAAUAAAUAUGAAAGCUUUAGAUCAAAUAUUUGAUAUAAUUAUGGAUGAGAAGUACUUAAAAAAAUUAGAUGAAAAUUAAGAUAAUGUACAAACACAAGUAAUUUGA